Molecule: messenger RNA, 2351 nt
Organism: Danio aesculapii
Lineage: Eukaryota; Metazoa; Chordata; Actinopteri; Cypriniformes; Danionidae
Gene: ankrd55
Product: ankyrin repeat domain 55
Exons: 11
Coding region: 217-2169 (650 amino acids)
Molecular function (GO): protein binding
Source: RefSeq, a predicted model, not a curated record
CCACCUGCCGCCUCCAGGAACCGAUGCUGGUGGAUCUGCGACACCUCCAGACCCGCUCUCUGCCGCUCAGUACGCACUGUUAUCCCUUUCUCCAUCUCUCCUUUACCGUGUCUGUUCAUUUCCUCCGGGUUUUCCCUCCGAAUUGGGGUGGUUGUGAGCGGUCAGUCAUGUCGUGGGCACCAGAGGGAUUUCUCUAAAGACGGCAUCUGAUCUGUUAUGGAGUUCAACUCUUCAUCUGUUUUUGAGCAGCACAAAGAAGCUGCUGAGGAGGUUGAUCUGAAUGUGGUUUACCAGGCAUCAGCGAACGGUGAUGUCAACACGCUGACCGCCGUCAUACGAGAAGACCCCUCCAUCCUCGAGUGCUGUGAUGGUGAAGGCUCUACACCUCUCAUGCAUGCUGUGUCUGGGAGGCAGGUGGACACGGUGAAGCUGCUGCUGAAGAUGGGAGCUUCUAUCAACACACAAGACGCUUGUGGACGGACGUCCCUCUCUCUCGGGACAUACCUGGGCUGGCUUGAAGGCUGUGUGUGUCUGCUUCGUAACGGUGCAAAACAGAACAUUCCUGAUAAGAACGGACGCUUGCCAAUACAUGCUGCUACUGCCGAAACAGACUUCAGGCUCAUGGCUGUUCUACUACAGCAGUCAACACUGUGUGAAAUCAAUCAUCAAGACAAUGAGGGAAUGACGGCUCUUCACUGGGCUUGUUUCCACAACCGACCAGAGCAUUCACAGGCCCUGCUGCAGAAAGGAGCUGAUCCAACACUUGUGGACAAGGACUUUAAAACAGCAUUGCAUUGGGCUGUGCAGAGUGGCAGCCGGCUGAUGUGUUCCCUCAUUCUUGAGCAUAAUCUGGGUUCCUCCGUGAUCAAUUACGAUGACGAGAACGGGAAGACCUGCGUUCACAUCGCUGCCGCUGCUGGUUUUAGUGACAUUAUCUAUGAACUAUCUCGCAUUCCUGAGACCAACUUGCAAGCCUUAGAUGUGGAUGAAAGGACCCCUCUUCACUGGGCCGCUGCAGCUGGUAAAGAUGACUGUGUGCAGGUAUUGUUGGAGCUGGGAGUGGAACCCAGCCCUCGAGAUAUCAACGAGAAUACGCCACUCACAUACGCCAUGUACUGCGGACAUACGGCCUGCAUCAAACUGCUCUCCACUGAAAACAGGUCUGAAUCCAGCAGGCCACUUCAUGGUCAAAACAGUGACCCUUCAAUACGCAAGGAGGGUAAGUUUCGCAUGCUAAACCACAUCUUCAGCAAGAAGAAAAAAGAUCUGCAUCCUUGUCAGCAGACAGACUCGAGUCAAGAAUGUCAGCUCAAAGAAGAGACGUCUGAAGUGGACGACAUCAUUACCAUGUUCGACUGUGUGGCAGAACCGUUCUCCAGAGAUGAGAGCGAAAACAGCUCUACUGCCAGAAAAAGAACCAACGACUCUGAGAAAGUGCACCUAGUUGAAGACACAUCCUGCAAGGACUUCCCCAUUCUCCCACCCAUCCGCACACAGAGUCUUCCACCAAUUACUCUGGGAAAAUCCUUGCUGGUAAACUCUCUGGCCCACAGAACCAGUGGAGGUCACGUGGUCGGACAUUUAGCGCAUAGGUCGCAGAAGAGCAAGAGCGAGCACGACUUGUUUGAUGGUAAAAGUAAAGAGCAGAAAGCUGUUGGGCAUGGAUGGAAGACUGAGUCCAGUCACAUAUUGACUCACAAAGCAUGGAUCUCAACUCCAUCUGAACGACUGCUCGACAAGCUGCUGCACGCAUCUUCAAGCCCUUUAGACGUGUUAUGCUCCAAUCAAACACCAUACAUACAGAGAAACGACCAAGCUCAAAAUCAUCUUUUACCUCUGAGAGUUCGAGAAUCUGCUCUUACGCGCAACAGUCUUGCUCCCAUCCGUGACCACUGCACUCACAGAUUUUCCUUACCACCUGACCAGGUGUCCCAAGGAGUGAGGAAGUCCAAAUCCUCUGUAGGAGUGGGUCUGGCUGUACUUCCACCCCCGUUUGCAUCUAAACUGCAUCGAGCCGGAGUUCCUCAAAGCCAGUCGCUCAGCUCCUUCCCGACUCCCCUCACAGGAGAACCUUUACGAAACAUUCAAGUUCUUCCUGCCAUUCCUCCUCAGAGAAAACGCAGCCCUUCUCCCCUCACAACCCUGAACCACUCCAAAAUCACAGACUGAUGGAGAUUCCCCGUUUCAACACUGUUCAGACUUUUCAUUUCGAUUCAUUUAAAUGACAACGGAUCACUGUUUGAUAAACCUGCAGAGUCUCAAACACAGGCUAUUUUUUCAUACAGUUUUACAGAUAUGAUCUUUUUCUAUGGUUAUGCACAUGGUCGAACUGUAACAUUUGAACAUGCGGA